Molecule: messenger RNA, 2814 nt
Organism: Solea senegalensis (Senegalese sole)
Lineage: Eukaryota; Metazoa; Chordata; Actinopteri; Pleuronectiformes; Soleidae
Gene: setdb1a
Product: SET domain bifurcated histone lysine methyltransferase 1a
Exons: 9
Coding region: 275-1849 (524 amino acids)
Biological process (GO): negative regulation of gene expression; heterochromatin organization
Cellular component (GO): nucleus
Molecular function (GO): histone H3K9 methyltransferase activity
Source: RefSeq, a predicted model, not a curated record
AUUUCUGUUUGCUAAAACAAAGCAGCUACGGUCAAACGUGUCAGAAAAUGGGCGUAUACUGCUGUUACUUCUUUAGAGCUUUUCCUGUUGUGAAAACGUGUAGACAUCAUUUUGGUUCCGGUUUGUCAAAAGCUUAUUUUACGCGUGUAAAAACUAAAACAAGACAUCCUUGCUUUUGAAAGCAGAUGUGUAGAAGCAGCUACUAAAGCUUCACCACUCCUGUCCUCACCGUACCUCUGGCAUGUGAUUUGAGACCCCGUGUGCUGACGUGAGUAUGGAGGGGGAUGAACUGGAGAGGAACAGAGAUGAGCUCCAGAACUGGAUCAGAGAGAAGGUGGAGAAACGUGAGCUGAUCACCCCGUAUUUGCUAGAGAAGUGCAACAUGCUCCAGUCACUGCUUGAAAGGAGGGAGAAACGCGCUGCUAAACUCCUGAAACUCUGGGAGUCUGUGGCAGCAUGUGAAGCAACUCUGAAAAAACAAUACUCGUUGCUGGGAUUGGAAUACAGAGACACAGAUUCUGAAGAUGAUGAUGUUGGCACUGGUUGUGAACACGUACCUCACUUGUCAAACGAUCCUGUUCAGUCUGAGACUCGAGGCUGCCUUUCUCCUGCCACUAGAGGCCAUACUCUGAAUGGAAACCAUGACAAAAAACUGUUUCCUUAUAUAAGAAACUCAGUGGUUUCCUUGACCAGACUACCUGAAUGGAAGAUCGCUACUCUACUUCAAUCAACCUCUCAAGAGGAUGACAGUGACAAUGAAAUCUUGAGCAACAUAGAUUCUGAUGACCAGUGGGAACCAGAAAUAAGCUCCAGUGAUUCUGACUGUUCUGUUCUGUUUAACAACAAGAGGAGAAAAAAAGAACAAAAGUCAAAUGAAAAACUUGGCAAGAGUCAUGAAACACAACCAGUCGCCUCUAAAGCAGAUGAUGACGACAGUAUAGCAGAAACUAAAGCACCCCAAGCUAGCAACCAAAGCAUAGCUGAAUAUGGUGCUUUGAAAACAGAGUCUCCACCAGCAAAAACUGAAGUGACAAAGGUUCCUUCUGUGUGCAGUUUAUCAGCUUCAUGCCAGACCACAGAUAAAGCCACUGAUAAAACCACCAAGAACCUUCCUUGUGUGCCGGAAAAGGAGCUCAGUGUGGACACGACUGUUGUGGCUCGGAGGAGGCAACUGAAAUGGCAACAGGGGAAAAUCAAGGAAAUCCUAACAAAGAAAGAUGGUAGGUUGAAAUACAAGGUUGUUUUUGAAGAGAUGGGAAAGAUGCUUGUGUCUGGUUACCACAUCGCCUUGGACCACAUACCAGAGGUUGAGCAGCUGUUUGUUGGUGCCCGUGUGGUCGUCAAGUGUAAAGCUGAUCGCCCCUACUUCUGUCCUGGUGUCAUAGCAGAAGUACCCUGCAGGAAGAAUUCCUAUAGAUUUUUGGCGUUUUACGAUGAUCACACUGCAGUUUAUGUUGGCUUAUCUCUAUUACACAAAGUGUACCAGCCAUUGACAGAGCCUUUGGAUGAUAUUGUAGAUAAGGUCCAUAGAGCCUUUAUGAAGGAUUAUUUGGAAAGUUGGCCUCAUCCGCCACAGGCCUAUUACAAGCGGGGACAGGUCAUUAAAGCAGAGUUUAAUGGGGUCCAGCAGGAAUGUGAGGUGCGCCAGGUUGACUGCAGCUUGAUCGAGGUUGUUUUUAAGGGAGAUCAACAUACAGAGUGGAUAUACCGAGGUUCCAUGCGCUUGGAGCAGGUGACCAAUAUGAGAGCGCAGAUGAAGUUUGACAAGGAAAAACGGAAAGGCAGGAAAGGUAGACAAUUUGCCUCAGGUAAAUUUAAGCUCACUCUCAAAAGCAAAAUACACAUUUGACUUAAUACCAUUAUGACCUGUGUUAUGGAAAUUAUUGCUAAAUAACUGUCUGAAAACACCAAGAGUGGUCUUUGUGCGAUUUUAUAUCUUGCAAGAAAGAAGGAUGAAACUGACAGUGAGGUUCGCUGGUGAGCAUGAGAACAGAGGCCACUUUAAUAGAAGAAAAAAGAGGAGGUGAGAGGAGUUGUAGGGAGGUAUCAGGAGAUAACACAGGAUGGCUCAGUGGAAGAAUGUUGGAACAGUUACACACACAUGUUCCCAUGGAAAUAGAAAGAACAGACAUUUCCAUACAGCAUGUAUUUGUUUUGUGUGUUUCAGUAUCAAAUAACUCUUGAUGGUGGGUCCCUGUGCCAAAAGUUGUCUUGCAGCACAUUCAUGUUUGUGUGGGCUUCACUGGAACCAUGGAUAGGACUCAGGUGCUGCUGAAGUGGUCAGACAGUCUCCAAACUGCCACAAAUACAACACAGAAUUAUUUGUUCAUACUUCAUGUCAAUUGUUACAUUUGUUUGUUUGUGUUCUUGAAUAAAACAAAGUGCAAUGUUUCCUUGCAGCUUACUUCACUAUUUAAGUUCACAAACAUUGUGAUGAAAGCAGCUACUAUUUUAGAUGUUUACAACUGAAAAACCUAAACGGAAAACUUGUGAAAACGAAAAAGUUGGAUGUGCUCAGUGCACCUUAAGCUUCUGUAUUCUGUUUUGUUUUCUAAAGAAUGUGAAGACACUUUGUCUGACACAAGGUAGCAUUAAUUAUUUCAUGGCAAAGCUACAAGACUGUAUGUAUUGGCUAUGUUGGGAUGGGUCUUGAUCCACAGCCUUGACCUCCAUUAACCUUUGUGAGAAUUUCAGCUGAAGUAAAACUGUUUUCUGCUAUGCCUGUUUGUUCAUUUAGCUGACUCAACAUCAUGAAAAAACUGAUGUUUGGUGGAAGUUGAAUGUGAACAAUAAAGACCUUGGACAAAAACUGAA